This is a messenger RNA of Ricinus communis (castor bean), 3162 nucleotides long. RefSeq names its product bark storage protein A. The transcript has 7 exons. The coding region runs from base 808 to 1434 and encodes 208 amino acids. The record is from RefSeq and is a predicted model, not a curated record. Lineage: Eukaryota; Viridiplantae; Streptophyta; Magnoliopsida; Malpighiales; Euphorbiaceae. Gene Ontology annotation, biological process: nucleoside metabolic process. Gene Ontology annotation, molecular function: catalytic activity.
UCUUCUUUCCUGCUGAACAAUGGGAAAAGAAUCUAAGUGAAAUUUCCAAAUUCUUACAAUUUUUUUCUUUUUAAAUAUAACCACUGGCCUCUGUAUAUUAACAGAUGAAUAGCUUUUCAUGCACCACAACUUCCUUUUCCCUUGUAUGUAUGUAUCACUUCCUCAUCUGCCUCCCCGCAGGUCACAAAAUACACACUACUGUCUCCUCGGAAUAUCAAUGGCGGUGGCAAGACCAGUGUGGGCUGUGGUGGUGCUUGGAUUAUUGGCUAUGGUACAGCAGUCCAUGCAGCAGAGUUUGAGACACCAUCAUGCUGACUUAGCCCACGCCCACGAAACACCCGCUUUCGCCAUCCUUGUUACUUCCACAAACGCUGAGAAGGCACUUAAUGACUCUGGUCUCUUCGUUCCUACUUCCUACAUUGACUUGUUUGGAAGAAGAUUUGUGACCGGAACAAUUCAUGGAGCUAAUGUUGUGUAUGUUAGAACUUCCACCAAUCCAUCAGUAUGAUUCUCUCACUCCAUCUUCCCCUUUUCUUUUUUGCUAAAAAAAGCUUUGAUUUGGAACCGAGUUCUGGAUCGAAAUUGAAACCUAAAAAUUAGUUCGGAUUUUCAUUCUGAUUGUGUCCAAUCUGGCCUGAGAGCUGAACUAGACAAGACCACCACAAUCAGGGCAAGUACCUAUUGCCAUGUCGAAUUAACAUAGCUGCAUAUAGCUGUUAUAUUUUUGGAAUAAAAAAAAAAGCCUUUAAAUAUUCUCGUCGGCUCUUAUCACUUGACAUUUAUGUUGAGAUACAUGUGGCUGUAACUAUGCAAAUCCUUGCUGACAACUUCAAACUUCGAGGGAUUAUUAACUUUGGCAGUGCUGGAGCCACUAACGAAACAUUGAGCAUUGGGAGUGUUUUUGUUCCAAGCCUUAUUACUUUUUCAGGAACUUGGGAAUGGCUGAGCAUGAACUCCUCCUAUAUAGGACAGCUCCAGUUCGGACAAUUCAAUUAUCCAAAAAAUGGUGAAAACUUGCUGGGAAGUGUAAAGUACGGACUAAUAGACGUGUACGAAAAUGGAAGACUAGGGGUGCGACAAUACAUUCCAGAUAGCCAAAGCUGGCUACGGAUUGCCUCUAGAAUUGAGGAGGUGGACUCCGCAGAUGUUGUCAUCGGAUUGAAGUCUUCGAGUUCUGAUAUAUUUGUCAACAACCCAGCAUACAGAGAGUUCCUUUACAAGACUUUCGGGGUUUCAACUGUUGACACAAGCAGCGCUGCUGUUGGAUUGGCGGCAAAGUCAUAUGGUCUGGACUUCAUUGUGUUUCGUGGAGUAUCAAACUAUGCAGGAGCUGGGGAUUCAGCCCAGAGCGCUAGUGAAUUGGCCAAUGCAAAUGCCGUCAAAGCUGUAACUCGAUUCAUUUGGCUGGCAACUGUGCCCCGUUCAGGCAUCUAAUGGUUGUGAUGAUGAUAACAUGUGGCGGUGGGAUAUCCAAUCCGUACUGAUAUUUAAUUCAUCACGGAUUCUGACUCACAAUAAAAUAAGAGCUUCUAUUACAAAUCUGAACAAAAUAAAAAUAUCAGAUUCAUGACAAAUAUCACUACUAUUAUCUAAUAAGUACUAAAUAAGGUUGUGCUAAAUUGCAUUAAUUUUAUAAAAGUUUAACUACUGUGGUAUUUUAGAGUUCUUUUUUUAAUAGGCAUUCUAGUUUAUGUUGUUUUAAAAUAUAACUUAAAUGAUUGUAUAUCAAAUUUAAUGAAAGAGUAAAAGAUUAUAUGUUCAUUCAAAAUUGACAGCUUCUUGUAAUUAAAGGCAAGAGUUAGGGACAAUAUGAUCAUUGUAAGUCACUUAAUGGAACAAUGCUAACUUUGAUUAAACGAAUUUCUAAGAAUUGACUAACGGAAGGACUAAAAUGCUAUGUAUUAUAAAUACGAGGUACUAAAGUUCCUAAUUCUAAAAUAGCAAGGACCAAAGCGGCUAUGAAGGAAAACUUCAAGCAUCACAGUAAUUGUCACAUCACCGUUAUUGUCACAUCUUCAAACUACAAAAUCUCGUUGCCUUAAUCGGUUGCACUGUCCUGCUUCUUCCUUACAGAAAAUCCCCAAAUUGCAACCACCACAUCCCUAAUGUCUAUUUCAGAUGUUCCUAUAAUUGCUUAGAAAGUGAAGGAAACACAUUUUAAAACGCUUCUCAAAUAUACAAAAAAAUUCCUCUAAAAACAAUAUUAUUAUUAAGGUUGAGGGACCUCGAUGGAAGCGCACCCGUAGACUCAAGCACCUGAAUCUCGAUUUCCAGCUAAUUAAAGAUGAGGAGAGUGGAGAGCGUGGUUCAGUUCCAGGAAGUCCAACAAUGCCAUCUGGACCUCCCUCAGCCACGUCGAAAAUUUGAUAAUAGGCGUCACCAAGGGAUAUCGCUACAAGAUACGGUUUGUCUAUGCUCACUUUCCUAUCAAUGUUUCCAUCACGAACUCCAACUUUGCCAUUAAAAUCCUCAACUUCCUUGGUGACAAGCAGAUUGGCGGCUCUAUUACUAAAUUGUGGGAUCAUCUAUGUGCAAAAUAAGCAACCAAGCAACUAAUCCACUCAAGUCUAAAUGAUUACAUUCCUGCUCACAAGAAAGUUUUCAACUGGGAACGAACUUUCAAGUUGAUUGUAUGUACAGGGUUUCAGAUCCCCUUAAACCUGCCAACACGAAAGAGUUUGGAUGAUUCACAUUUCCUCUUUGGCCGUCGGAAAGAACUAAUUAAUGUAGUAGAGGCAUGGCAAUAUAAAUCCAAGUGCAUAUGUGAUGAACAUUACUUGUUGCAGCGGACGCAGUGAGAGUAAUCAUAUCAGCAGGACUUUGAGUAGCCAGACCAGAAUUGACAGCAGAGGCAACAUGGGCUCUGGUUGCACCUACUGAUUCUGCAGCUUCAGCACAUGCACUGGCUAGCAAUGCUGUGGCAUAAGCAACUACAUUGCUGGUUUUCAAGUCUUCAUUAUGUAUAUCCUUGGAUAUUUCCAUACUGGUGGCUGCAAAGCCAGCUAUUGCUGCUGCCAGUUGUGCCACAGACAGGGCAGCAUGUAUUUUGGCUGUGAGAAGUCGUACUUCCUCCUUCUUCUUCUCUCCUCUUCGCCAUUUCAUGAACACACCGGCGAGUGAUUUUUGUCUUAACCAUUCCUUAAUGCGCUUCAAAUUCAUUUA